ACAUGUCCACUUCCGUUUGGUUGUUAGUGAUCCGGAAGUUCAAGCCUAUUCCACGGCUAGCUUCAGCACGGAGCGGGCCCUUCUUCAGAAGAGCAUUCCGGAAACGAAACCCUGAGCAAGAGGAAGUGAUUAGCGUGAGCCACCAGCUAGGUGUCCGGAAGGCCUGGGCGGGUCGGCUUCCGAAUGCCGGAGCAGUUGGCGAGGUAGUCGGCUGCUGAGGGAGUGGACACUGCAGGUCUUCGGUGAAAGUCUCCGAGGGUGUCUUCAUUAGUUACAAAAAAAAAAAAAAAAAAAAAAAAAAAGAUGACUACCCUAAAAAGUUUAGAAACCAAAGGCAUUCUUACUUCGACCCCAAUCCGAGGAGCAGGAGAUGGAAUGGAAACGGAGGAACCCCCUAAGUCUGUUGAAGUCACCCCUGGAGUCCAGCCCCUAAAUCAACAUGUCCUACAGAAUCCUCGUAAGAAAGUUCUGUCAGACAGCCCAGGUGUUCUUCAGCUGGGAAAGAUUCUUACUGAAAAAGCAGUGGAAGUUGAAGCUGUGAGAAUAUUUGUUCCCAAAGCUGCUAUUACUCACGACAUCCCCACCAAAAGCACAAAGGUUAAGUCUGUAGGACAUCACAGAGAAGAACUCCACGCUCAGUCAGAGGUGAUCACAGACCCAAGGAAGGAGCUCUCAGAGGUAAAGAAGGUUUUGGAAAAGCUCAAGAAUUCUGAAAGGAGGCUACUUCAGGACAAAGAGGGUCUUUCAAACCAGCUCCGAGUACAAACAGAGGUAAACCGUGAGUUAAAAAAGUUGCUGGUGGCUUCUGUUGGAGAUGACCCGCAGUAUCAUUUUGAACGCCUAGCCCGGGAGAAAAACCAACUCAUUUUAGAAAACGAAGCGCUAGGUCGAAACACAGCUCAGCUUUCCGAACAGCUGGAACGGAUGUCAAUACAAUGCGAUGUGUGGAGAAGCAAAUUCCUUGCAAGCAGGGUAAUGGCAGAUGAAUUAACAAACUUCAGAGUAGUUUUACAGCGUCAGAACCGAGAUGCCCACAGCGCGCUACAGGAUCUCCUGAGUGAACGGGAGCAGUUUCGUCAGGAAAUGAUCUCUACCCAGAAAUUUUUGGAAGAACUCUUAGUCUCCUUACAAUGGGGAAGAGAGCAAACAUACUCCCCUAACAUGCAGCCCCACAGCACAGCAGAACUUGUACUCGCGAACCACAGGUUGGCAGAAGCAGUACAUUCUCAUCUUCUGGGGAAUGUUGGCAUUAGCCAUCAAAAGAAGAGUCCAGCAACGGCAGAAUUCUGCAAUACCCCAGCUGAGAAAAUGGCUGAAAAGGUUCUACGUAUUUUGGAUCCAGUUACCUGUACAGAAAGCUCACCAGACAACCCAUUUGCUGAAUCUUCAUCAAAUACAUUACUCACUACAAAGAAAAAUAUUGGACGUUUCCAUCCCUAUACCAGAUAUGAAAAUAUAACUUUCAAUUGCUGCAAUCAUUGCCAGGGAGAACUCAUUGCUCUUUAAUGCAUGCUAUUGGAGGCAUGCUUAGUACCCCACAGUCAUUAUUUGGUACCUGGGGUUCUCAUGCUUGAAAUAAAAUCAGUUCAUCUUUAUAUAAUAUAUAUUUAUGAAGAUAUUUUAUGUACUGGAUUCCAGAUUAUUUUUUCUUAAUAAGUAUCUCGGAAUAAGAAAAGGUAAAGCUAUGUAGAUAUGUUUAAAGUACAAAAAACUUCCCAUUUAGUACAUAGUAUUUGUGGUAAAAAACUAAAAAGACUUUAUAACUUUCUUUUAGGCCCUAAGUUAUUAUUUUGUGUUAUGUAUUUUAUAGAAACUAUAAACAGGUUUCAUUUCGGUGCUUAAAACAAAAACAGGGAAACUAUAACUGUAAAAUGGAUGUGGCCACAUCCGUCCCAUUCCUUUUGUCUAGGCUGCUUUCCUGUACAGCAGCAGAGUCCAAUGUGUGGCUAGCAAGGCCCAUUCUUUUAAAGAGCGUGUUUUCUAGUGCAAUAUCUGGGGUACAGAAAAAAGGGAUGUGCGUUCCCUUUAUGGUCACAUUGGGGGUAUAAAACAGGCCUUCAGAAACGCUGGGGUAAGGGAUGAAUCUUUCUAUACAAAUGUUAGAAAAAUAAAAAAGUAUUUUAGAGCCACAAAAAUACUUCAGCAAGUGUUCCAGGCUGUUUGUUUUUGCAAAGUGUUCUAUCCUCCACAUGGUUACAAUUUGAAAACAAAAAGGAAACAGGUUCAUAAUUACCAACAUUGACAUGUACAGCAUGAUGGGAAUAUCUAUGUAGUUUGAUAAUAUAAUGAUGGAAAAUGAGUCUCUAGAAAAAAAUGUAAUCCAUCAGUUUAUGUAUAUUAUAAAAUAUAUUAUUAUAUAAGGUAUCAUAGGAUGCCCAUUAUUUACCUUUAAAUAUUCACAAAAAUCUGCCAUCAAAAAAUAUACCAAAUUUUACAAAUUAGUUGGAGCAAUGCCUAGCAGAGAACUCUUCAAAAGGCAAAUCUGGUCAAAUUAAAGUAUUCUUCUAUGUCAAAACCUAUUUUUUGUCUGACUCAUCUGAGCCAUUUUUAUAGCUUUAAGUGGCAAUAAACUUCUCUAUUUC
Molecule: messenger RNA, 2582 nt
Organism: Psammomys obesus (fat sand rat)
Lineage: Eukaryota; Metazoa; Chordata; Mammalia; Rodentia; Muridae
Gene: Blzf1
Product: basic leucine zipper nuclear factor 1
Exons: 8
Coding region: 304-1506 (400 amino acids)
Biological process (GO): Golgi organization; Golgi to plasma membrane protein transport
Cellular component (GO): Golgi membrane
Source: RefSeq, a predicted model, not a curated record